Microtus ochrogaster (prairie vole) is the source of this 3238-nucleotide messenger RNA. It is a transcript of the gene Rin1, whose product is annotated as Ras and Rab interactor 1. Gene Ontology annotation, biological process: vesicle-mediated transport; signal transduction. Gene Ontology annotation, molecular function: small GTPase binding; guanyl-nucleotide exchange factor activity. Gene Ontology annotation, cellular component: cytosol; endocytic vesicle. The record is from RefSeq and is a predicted model, not a curated record. Lineage: Eukaryota; Metazoa; Chordata; Mammalia; Rodentia; Cricetidae.
UGAAGUGGACAUACAAGAGUUAACUGGCGGGGUGUGACAGGGCGAACCGCCUUCAGGAAGUGUUACUCACCGCCAGGAAUGUGCACGCCUGUGCCUUGGGGGUUGGAUUCUCUUCCUGAGUCCCAGGAGAAGCUGAAGGAGCUCCCAGCCAUGGAAGACCCUGGGGAGGCAGGAGCACACCCUCUGGGAGCUGCCAACCUGAACUUUGUUCCCAGGCACCAACAGAAAGAAAAGACAUCUCCAGACCCACUGUAUGACACGCCCGACGCCAGCAGGGCACAGGCAGGCAGGUCCCAACAACCAGCACGCACUGUGAGCCUGCGGGAGCGGCUGCUGAUCACCCGACCUGUGUGGUUACAGUUGCGGGCCAACGCGGCAGCUGCGCUGCACGUGCUGCGGACAGAACCUCCAGGGACCUUCCUGGUACGGAAAUCUAACACUCGCCAGUGCCAGGCUCUGUGUGUGCGGCUGCCAGAAGCCAGUGGCCCCUCUUUUGUCUCCAGCCACUACAUCCAAGAGAGCCCUGGUGGCGUCUCUUUGGAGGGUUCAGAGCUCACGUUCCAGGACCUGAUCCAGCUCAUCUGUGCAUACUGCCAUACCAGGGACAUUCUUCUCCUCCCACUCCGGCUCCCCAGAGCCAUUCAUCAGGCAGCCACCCACAAGGAGCUGGAGGCCAUCUCCCAUCUAGGCAUGGAGUUCUGGAGUUCCUCCCUCAACACCAAGGUUCAGCAGAGGUCUUCCGAAACCCCACCGAUACCCAGGCUGAAGGCUCGCUCCCCUCAAGAGCUGGAUCAGGGCACCGGUGCAGCCCUCUGCUUCUUCAACCCUCUCUUCCCAGGAGAUCUGGGCCCCACCAAACGUGAGAAAUUCAAGAGAAGUUUCAAAGUGCGUGUGUCCACAGAGACCUCCAGCCCUCUGUCCCCACCUGCUGUGCCGCCUCCCCCAGUCCCGGUGCUGCCAGGGACGACUUCCAGCCAAACAGAAAGACUGCCUUCUCGACAGCUGCUGCAGAGGGAGAGCUCGGUGGGGUAUCGCGUGCCAGGGAGUGCUUCCGGCCCUAGCCUUCCUCCCCUACCUUCGCUCCAGGAGGUGGACUGCUGCUCCCCCAGCAGCUCAGAGGAGGAGGGUUCUCCAGGGAGCCCUACAACCUCCCCACGCCUGGGCCGCCCAAGGCAGCGGCGGCCUCUGCUUCGGUCCAUGAGUUCUGCUUUCUGCUCUCUGCUGGCACCAGAGAGGCAGGUGGGCCGGGCGGCCACAAUGUUAACGCAAAACCGAUACACAGCUGUGGGCCAGCUAGUGCAGGACCUACUGACUCAGGUUCGGGCUGGUCCUGAGCCUCGGGAAUUGCAGGGCAUCCGCCAGGCCCUAAGCCGGGCCCGGGCCAUGCUGAGUGCAGAACUGGGUCCUGAGAAGCUGCUACCACCGGAGAGGCUGGAACUGGUCCUGGAGAAGUCCCUGCAUCGCUCUGUUCUCAAGCCUCUUCGACCCAUCCUUGCUGCCCGGCUGCGGCGCCGGCUUUCCACAGAUGGUUCCCUUGGCCGCCUAGCUGAGGGCUUCCAGCUGGCCCGAACCCAGGGGCUUGGAGCCUUCGGGUCCCACCUACACUUCUCCUCCCCAGUGGAGACAGAACAGGUGCGCCAGAAACUGCUUCAGCUGCUCCGCACCUAUUCACCCAGUGCCCAGAUCAAGCGGCUCCUGCAGGCCUGCAAGUUGCUCUACACAGCCCUGAAAACCCAGGCGGGGGAGGAUGCAGGCGCUGAUGAGUUCCUGCCUCUGCUGAGCCUUGUCUUGGCCCAGUGCGACCUUCCUGACCUCCUGGUAGAAGCUGAGUACAUGUCGGAGCUCCUGGAGCCUACCCUGCUCACCGGAGAGGGUGGCUACUACCUGACCAGUCUCUCGGCCAGCCUGGCCUUGCUCAGUGGCCUAAGCCAGGCCCGCGCUCUCCCACUCAGCCCGGCACAGGAGCUCCAGCGCUCUUUGGCCCUCUGGGAACAGCGCCGCCUUCCGGCCACCCACAGCUUCCAGCACCUCCUCCGAGUAGCCUACCAGGACCCCAGUACAGGUUGUACCUCCAAGACCCUGGCUGUGCCCCCGGGGUCUUCGAUUGCCACCCUGAGCCAACUCUGUGCCACCAAGUUCCGAGUGACUCACCCUGAUGCAUUCGGCCUCUUCCUCUACAAGGACCAGGGCUACCAUCGCCUGCCUCCUGAAGCCUUGGCCCAUAGGCUUCCUGCAACUGGCUACCUCGUCUACCGCCGGGCAGAGAGGCCUGAGACCCAGGGGGCUACAACAGAGAAGGCAAAGGCAACCAGCAGGAGGCCGGAGGCAGGAGCAUGGGAAGAGGAGAAAGGGGGCCUGAACAGUGAGGGGGAGUCUGAGACAACUGUUGACCAAGGAGGCGAGGACCAGGUCCAAGGAGGCCAUGGGCAACCAGAGGAGCCAAAGGCAGAGGGAAGCCAGGCUGCAGAAGAGUAGCCAGAAAGAGCCAGGAGGGCUACCUGGGCCUCCAGAAGCUUCUCAAUUUGCUCUUCCCAGCUGCCAAGCUUCCUUCACCUCCACACCCAGUUCUCUGUUGUGUCUGCCACCACCUCUAACUGAUCUUUAUGAGUCCAUCUGCUGGGAACAGGGGGCUGACCACAAAGACUAGGGCAAAGUUAAGGGAAUUAGGAGACUCCAAAACCCUGUGUCCAAGGCCCCUAGCCUUGGCUUCUCCCUAGCCCACAGGAACAAAUGUGUCUGGGAAGGGACAAAUCCAUCUAAUAACCAACUCCAGCACAGGGAGAAGGUGUUCCUGACUUCUUUGCCUCUCCCACUGUCCGUGGGCACAGGCAGGAUUGCUGGAGCUUCAAGACCCUGAACAGCUCCAAUCUCUCCUAGUUCCAGAGGUCAGGGAAGUGGCAGAAUGAUAGCAAAGGUCCCCAAACAAGUGGCUCUUCCCAGAGGCAGUGUCCUGGCCUGCAGAGAGGGGAUAUGAGUACUGCAGGGCUCUGGAGUGACCCAGGCCCCCCGUGGAUGGUUGAUGGCUAAGACUGGGCAGGGGAAAGAGGAAAGGACAGGUGUUGGCAGCCGUGCUGUUCCUUAGAGCAGCUGCCCCCACCAGGCAGUCCAGAGAUAGUUGUUGGCCUGGAGGUCAGGUCACAAGAGAGAAAGCACCUAUGUUCCAGCCUCUCUUUAAGAUCAGAAACCUACUGAGGCACUUCAGUAUUUCUGGGGAAUUAGACCCUGGGAAGUUUCCAGA